GUCUACUCUUCGGUACCAGUAUAAUGGGGUUCAUCAGAGUUUACGGUGGGACCUACCAGGUCUAGUUGAAUCGCGCCGCGGGUGAGUUUAACUGCAGUGUGUGAGUGUAGGGGAGUACCGUGAACAGACUUUUUGUGACGGGGUUGGAAUGCUGAGUUUACGAACGGCUGUCAGUUCUGGUUGUAACGCGGAUGAAUCAGUGAAGUGGAGUGAAGCACCAUGACCAGAACGUGCGGCAGCGCCCAAGUCGUGUGGGCAGUCCUGUGGACAUCUAUAUACGGAGCCGCCGUUAGCGCGUUCUCCUGUCCCUCCGUUUACAUUCCCGCCAGAACUAUCGUCAUCGAGGGCGCCUCCUGCAGCUUCUGGGUCAAAGAGGGGCGCUGGCGCUCCGAGGAAGGCCGAACUCUGGCCUUGUACAAGCAGAGGUGCAACUCCAAGACUCCGUACGUGGUGUCCGUGUCCUCUCCCGCGGAGAACAUUUUCGCGUGGACCGAGGACUCGUACUGGUACCUCGGCAGGCGGAUCCGCCUGAAGGACUGCGAGCAGCACUACAGGGCGUCCGUGGAGGAGUUUAUUCUCAGGCAGAAGGGCGCGAGUAAGAAAGUCAUGCUGCAGUACUUCAUCAAGGACCGUCUGGAGAAGAAGGUGCUGGCGUCUUCUGGACAGGACAGGGUGAACGACCCUCACCUGUGGUUUAAGGACGUGAACGGGACGGUCAUAGCGACCGCGAGGGGAGUUUCCGACGACAGCAACACCACGCAGCUCCGCAAGUGGUCGAUCUGCAGCACCGGGAACCUGCAGGUGGUGUUCGGUAACUCCAGCAGGAGCUGGCUCGCGUUGCCGCAGAACCGGUGGAUGAUCCUCCUGACUCUGACCGUGAAGGCUCUAAGAGACGCGAGUAGAGGCACGGACGGCGUGGUGCACUACAACGAGUGCCAGGCCGCGCACUGGACCAUGGUGCUGGGCGUGCCCAUGUUCAUAGUUACCGGCGUGGUCUACAUGGUCUACCUCGGCACCAAGUGCAGCAAGAGCCUGGCAACAAACAUAUCCAGACGGUACAGCACGGCAAGUGCCAUCGCGUAGGAGUAGUAAGUGGUUCGUUUUCUUAUGCUGAGGUCACAUUUCCAAACCGGGGCCGGACCGGGCAGUCUUAUGGAACGA
This is a messenger RNA of Branchiostoma belcheri (Belcher's lancelet), 1161 nucleotides long. RefSeq lists its product as uncharacterized. NCBI's taxonomy places the organism in Eukaryota, Metazoa, Chordata, Leptocardii, Amphioxiformes, Branchiostomatidae. The record is from RefSeq and is a predicted model, not a curated record. The transcript has 2 exons. Bases 220 to 1083 code for a protein of 287 amino acids.